AUGCUUCCAAGGCGCGGAUUGGUAUUGGGUGCAUGCGGUGCACUUGGGCAGGCCGUAACCAAUGCACUGCUAGAACGGCAGUGGAGCGUAGUUGGGGUGGACGUCGUCCCAAAGAAUUCUCCAACAAACUCCUACGCACACGUCGUUUUGAACGCGGCGGAUUCCGCGGAGACCCAACAGGGCGUCAUACUCGGCGCCGUUGCGAGUGGUGCGGUGCUGAAUGCCGUAAUCAACGUUGCCGGGGGGUGGGCAGGCGGUGGUGCCGCCGACAGUGCCUCCUGCUGUGCAAUGGAGUCCAUGAUUCGUCAGACUUUGUUUUCCUCCAUGGCUGCUGCCCACGUGGCUUCCCAGCGCGGCGGCAAGAGCUGUCUGCUGCUACUGCCAGGGGCGGCCGCGGCCCUCCGCCCAACUCCUGGCAUGUUGGGUUACGGGGCGGCGAAGGCGGGUGUGCACCACUUGACGAAGUCUCUCGCUGCUGGCCCGCAACAGCUACCGGAGGGGGCGUGCGUGCUGGCUCUUCUUCCCACAAUUCUCGCCACCCCCGCAAACAGGCAGGCGAUGCCUGACACCGACACGAGUUCGUGGACGCCGCUUGGAACCGCGGCGGAAAUUAUCGCGGAGUGGGCCAACGGCGUCAAUCGGCCGUUGAGCGGCUCCCUUGUUCUUCUCAAAACAAGCCACGGGAAGACGAAGUGGAUAGUUGCAGAAUGA
Messenger RNA from Trypanosoma conorhini, 711 nucleotides. RefSeq names its product quinonoid dihydropteridine reductase. The record is from RefSeq and is a predicted model, not a curated record. The transcript has a single exon. Gene Ontology annotation, cellular component: cytoplasm. Gene Ontology annotation, biological process: L-phenylalanine catabolic process; tetrahydrobiopterin biosynthetic process. Gene Ontology annotation, molecular function: NADPH binding; 6,7-dihydropteridine reductase activity; NADH binding. NCBI's taxonomy places the organism in Eukaryota, Euglenozoa, Kinetoplastea, Trypanosomatida, Trypanosomatidae. The coding region runs from base 1 to 711 and encodes 236 amino acids.